Molecule: messenger RNA, 1653 nt
Organism: Striga asiatica
Lineage: Eukaryota; Viridiplantae; Streptophyta; Magnoliopsida; Lamiales; Orobanchaceae
Source: the annotation of a GenBank genome assembly
CCUGCCGAUGCCAGGUGUUAUUCGGGUCAACCCGUAUGGACCCGAGUACGACCCGAUGCCCAAGAAAACCCCAUAUAAAUCGACCCGAUCUCGAUUUCUAUCUCUUCUCUCUAUCCUCGCCGCUGUCCACGGCCUUCCCGCCGCCGCAGCUGCCGACACCUCAUUCCUCGGCCACCCCUCUUAGAUCUGUUGUUGUGCUUAGUAUCUUCUCGCCAUCCAAAUCUCGUGAGCUUUGUAGCAUCGAUUUUAGAAAUCUCUUGGUUUGGUUCGUUGAAUGCAAUUUCCAACUCCGAUCACCUGAAUCUUCAUUAUUCCGCCGACUUCCACCAGCCUCCAGUGGAUUAUUUCAGUGGCUUAUUGAUAACCUUGAGCUUUGUGCGGAUGUAAGACUCGAAUCUGAAUCAGUGAACUGUGUUGAGAAAAUUCUAGAAUCAAUACCAAAGGAAGAAACUGUCAUUGACAUUGAAAGUUGUACUCAAACGGCAGGCCCAGAAGCGGACACUCCUUUACUUUCCGAUAAUAUCUCUGGAAAUAUAGUUUCGGUUACCAUUUGCGGUGUAUCUAUGAGCUUAGAUGAAAAUUCGAACGAUACAAAGAAUGUCAGCAAAGAUAAAGCGAGCAGUAAGAACAAUAAUGAAAAUAAUAAGGAAAAGUGUAACUCGUUGACAGCCAAGAAGCCUCCUAAACCUCCACGCCCAGCAAAAGGAUUGUCGUUGGAUGCGGCUGACCGGAAGCUGAUCAAGGAAAUUUCUGAACUUGCAAGGAUGAAACGUGCUAGGGCUGGGCGUACCAAGAAAAUGAAAGCAGCAAAGGGAGACACAUCCUUUUCGGUGUCGUUUGGCGCGAACUUGAUUGCUGUGGUGUUCACUAUUAUCUUCUGCAUUGUGGUCAUUUUUCAAGGUUGCCAUUCUUCAGGAAUUUCUCCUGGAAAUAUAUCACCAUUACCAGCUAUGCCUGUCGAGGGUUCGCAUAAGCCGACUGGCACUUUGGGUAAUAUUAUUGUAUCGAAAGACCAGCGGAAUUUCUCCUCUAGUGGUGUACCAUUAACCAGCGUUGAAUCUCCACACCUAGUGAAUCCAGUUCCUGCUUAGGGUGGAAUAGAUGAACCAGAAAAAGAUGUCCACUGAUCAAAUCGAUUAUUCUCUUGGGAAAUAAAUUUGAUGAUUUUGUAUAGUUUAUUGUAAAUUCAUGUACAAGGUUGUUUGUAUCUGCGUUUUGAGUCCGAAGAGUGUGUGCAGGCUUCUUGACUCAUGUCUUUUCAUUGUGGAGCUUUGUUUUUUGCUGAUCAUUCCCAGCCGGAAAUUUUGCAUCUCUUGGCUACCUAAGACAGCUAGUAUAAUGGACCUCAAUUCUUGGACACCCUUGAUAGGAAGUGCCUACUUCCCUGGCUAUAACAGGGUCCAAGAAGGAGGGUGCAAUACCUAUUAGGGUCCAUACAUUAAGGUCCAUUAUGCUCCCCCUCCUUUGAGCAUUCACAUUUAGGUUCCAAUAUUUGGUUAUAAUUUUGCUCACGUGAUAUAUAAAUUAUUUUCAUUAGCCUGGGCAAAAAAAUUACUUAUCAUUUUAAAAAUCAAUUCUCCUUAUAUAAAAAUGUUUAUAAUAUUUUAAUUCCUUGUAUGAGGUGAUUUAACCAUGCAGGCUGAUUCAUUAUAU